GAAUCCCGAGGAAAUGGAUCGCUUCAGUUUCGACGAUUCUAUACGCUUCGAGGAAGAUUCUUUAUGCAGUUGGAGCUCGGAGCCGGAAUCCUUGUGCAACAAUUGGCGCGGCUGGAAGAAACCGACCCCCAACGGCAGCAACGGCAUCGGUGGUGCUGGCACAAAUACUACCGGUGGCAUAGGCCUCAGUACCAACGUGAGUGGCGGAGGCGGCAGCGGAACUUUCGGAACAUCUUCAACGGGAAUAUGUGGAACAGGAGGAGGUAUUGUUGUAGGCAACGGUGCCGCCACUGCUGCAGGCAUCUCAACCUGUGGCCGAUGCUAUGAUGUUUCCACGUUGGCCGAGCUCGCAGCACGCUGUGUUGCUUCCCACAUACCCUUCGAACUGGUCGAACAUGUUUAUCCACCUGUGCCGGAACAGCUUCAGUUGCGCAUUGCCUUCUGGAGUUUUCCGGACAAUGAGGAGGAUAUACGCCUGUACUCUUGUCUGGCCAAUAGCUCGGCGGAAGAGUUCAAUCGAGGCGAUCAACUGUUUCGGAUGCGCGCCGUUAAGGAUCCUCUGCAAAUAGGUUUCCAUCUCUCAGCCAGCGUUGUGAGCCAAACGCCGCGCACAUAUUUCAAUGUGGCUGUCACGUUCGACAGACGACGCAUCUCCUCCUGCAAUUGUACGUGCACUUCGUCCGCCUACUGGUGUUCCCAUGUGGUGGCCGUCUGCCUGCAUCGCAUACAUUGCCCCCAGGAAGUGUGUCUGCGUGCGCCCGUCUCGGAGUCGCUAACGCGACUACAACGCGAUCAGCUACAAAAGUUCGCCCAGUACUUGAUCAGUGAGCUGCCGCAGCAGAUAUUGCCGACAGCUCAGCGUUUGCUGGACGAGCUGCUCAGUGCCCAGCCCACGGCUAUUAAUACUGUGUGCGGAGCGCCGGAUCCCACUGCGGGCGCCUCGAUCAAUGACCAGACCAGCUGGUAUUUGGACGAGAAGACGCUGCAUAGUAACAUUAAGCGCAUAUUAAUUAAGUUCUGCCUACAAGCUCCCAUAGUGUUUAGCGAUGUCCACUAUCUAACAGAUUCGGCACCACCGGCUGCCGCUGAGUGGAGUUCCCUGUUGCGACCGCUACGUGGUCGUGAGCCAGAGGGCAUGUGGAAUCUGCUGUCGAUUGUACGCGAGAUGUAUCGACGCUGCGAUCGCAAUGCGGUACGCUUGCUGGAGAUUAUCACAGAAGAGUGCAUGGCCUGCGAUCAGAUAUUGAUCUGGUGGUUCCAGACCAAGCUGGCUCUCAUGAUGGGCUCCCAUGGCCACAGUGGCGGCAAGCAUUCGAAUACCCACUCCAAUUCGACGACACUGCAACAUGCGUGCAGCUCGCUCUGCGAUGAGAUAGUGGCCCUAUGGCGUCUAGCAGCUCUCAAUCCAGGCCUGGCGCCUGACGAGCGAGACAUGCUGCAUGCACAGUUCACGGCCUGGCAUCUCAAGAUCCUGGAUCGCGUCGUAAAGUGUCGUAUGAUGCCCUCAUCGUACAAUAAUAAACAUCAGCAGAAUUCACGUUCGGAAACGGAGAUGUUCAUUGGCUUUAAGCCGGCAAUUGAGGCGUGUUAUCUCGAUUGGGAGGACUAUCCGAUAACAGGCGUUACGCACACCCACGACACAAAUCCCAUAUACUAUUCGCCCUUUACCUGUUUCAAGCACACUGAUGCCAAGGGCGAGUCGUGCAGUACCGGCGGUCCGCUGAAUGCCACUCAGGCGGUGAUGAACAACAAUAAGCAUUACAACUACUUCAGCACCUCCAACGAUCAUGGACUCCACGGUGGUGUCUUUAAGCAGCGCCUGGAGAGACCGUUUCGCGAUCGCUACUAUGUGGGUGGUCCAGGUGGUAGUGGUGCAGGUGGAAGCAACGUAGGCGCACCAUCUGUGGAUGCAGCGGGCCACAGCAGCGGCGUAGUAAGCGUUAUUGCCAGACCAGGCGUGUGCUUAGGCACAGGAGCGAGCUGCAGCACAAGUGGAAGUGCCGGCGGCGGCGGCGAUGUUGGCAUUAGCAUCGGGCUCAUGGAGCGGCGGCAUGACGAAUUACCUAGCAGCUCGACGGCGGCAAACGCUGCAUCAGCCUCUGGCAAUGUGGGCGUCGCUGCCGUAGCCGGAGGUGCUGCAGGUGGCGGUGGUGAUGGUAACCGUUCGAGUGCCAGCAGUGAGGGCUUUUGUGAGAACGAUGACUUUGGCGGGGACACCAGUAGUAGUCACAACUAUUGCACCGAUGCCGGUGGACGUACUAUAAAGCCUACACAAGCGGGUGCUAUAGUAGGUGGCGGCGUUGUCGGUGGCUUGCCUAAAUCCUUAACGGAAUCCGACUCGCAGAGCAGCUUCGAUGCCGUUUCUCAGGAGGGCUUUGUGCUACCGGCUACGCCAACAAACAACGCGACGGCCGCAUCUCCUUCAUCAACAGCGGUUCCACUGGCCACACCCACUGGUCUGUUAAGUGAUGCCGCCUAUCGGAAUAAUGCCUCAUCCACAUCGGACACAUCAUCAGCGUCCUCGGCAUCCUCUUCGGCCUCAUCAGCUUCGGGCUCGUCCAAUUCAUCCACCUCGUCGAUGCUAAUGGCUGCAAACGAUGUGGCAACGCCACCACCAGAUCAUAGAGUAACCACCACAGUUGUAGUUGGCAGACGUCUGUCGAAAGAUGAAUCUUUCUCCUCCUCCGGCGACGAGUUCGUAAAUGCGGCGGACUUGGGUGGUAAAAAUAUGGGCGGUGGCGCCAGCGGUCCAGGUGAACUGACGCCGGUGCCCAGCACAUCUGCAGCGGCGCGUGCGGCACUGGCCUCUGGAGCAGGUGCAACAAGCGCCCAGACAAGUACGCCAAUGGUGUCGGUGGCCCCAACCACAUCAGGAGCAGCGGCUUCGGGAAAUAUACCGGCGGCUCGAGCUCUGGCUGUCGCUGUAGCAGUCGCCAGCGAUAAGCCACACAUCUUCUCUAACGUGCGACCAUCGGAGGAUGCCUGGGACAUAUUGCUAGCCCGUGCCGAGGGAUUGCAUGCUCAUGGACAUGGAGGAGAGGCGUGCAUUCUGGCUGUCCGACUAGCCGAACAAAUGCUGGCUAAUCCGCCCAAUUUGCUGCUCGACUUGCCACCAGCGCCAAAGCGUAAGGGCAAGAAGCAGAACGUCAAUCCCAUCUCGCACCAGUUAACAGUGGUUGCCUCUGCCACGCUCUCCAAGUGCGCCUUUCUUUGUACGGUGCUAUCAGAGAAUUCGGAACAUUAUCAUAUAGGGUUUCGAAUUUGUCUGUUUGCCUUGGAAAUGCCGAGACCGCCGGCCAGCACGAAACCACUGGAGGUGAAGUUGGCCAAUCAGGAGGCCGACAUUCUGGCAUUGCUCAAAAAGAUCCCCCUGGGCGCUGCUGAGUUGCACGUGAUUCGAGAGCGCGCAGAACAGCUGAGAAGCGGCACGUUUAAGACACGAGGCGAGGCACUGCUACCAAUUAAUUUGGCCACAUUUAUAUUCGAUGCACUUGUCCUGCCCAGUGGGACAGGUGGAACAGUUGGCUCCCUGGGUGUCACACUUAGCCCUGCUCCCAAGGAUCUGCCUGGACGCAGCAAUGGCCCGCGGCCGAACGCUUUCUAUAAGCAGCAAAGCGAUGAAAAUCUGGGUUUUGAGGCCGCUGUGGCGGCGCUUGGUCUAAAGGCCAAUGUUUCGGAGGCGGAACAUCCGUUGCUGUGCGAGGGGACGCGUCGUCAACGUGGAAAUCUGGCACUUACCCUACUCUACUAUUACAAGGAUGAGCCACGCAAGAUAGCCAAAAUUAUGGAGAAGCUUCUGGAUCGCGAUAUACACACGCUGCUGAAGGCACCACUGCUUCCAGCCUACUACUCCAAUAAUCCACCUGUGCGCACGCCGAGCAAUCAACCUCCACGACGUGAAGAGCACGAUUUUGGCAGUGCUUCUAGCAGUUGCACAGUUGGCGGCAACGGUGGUGCAAUUCUUUGUGACCUAUUUCCCACCGAUUAUGGAUCUGUGGGUGGAAAUAGCAGACCACAUAGCUCUACGAGCGCAGAGCUGGAGGUCAGCAUCUGUGCCCUGAGCAUUGCAUCCACGCAGGCGGGUGGCAGCAGUGGUGGUGCAAGUGGUAGCAACAUAAAUAGCAGUGCUAGUGCUGGCUCUCAAAGCAUGGUAAAUCCUGGUGGCACAACAACCGCCGGUGGUGGAGCCAAUACUGUAGGCAGCUCCACCAAUACCACGACAACAACGACCACCACCAGCCGCACCAAGGAGAGCCGCUAUAAGGGGAAACGCGCAUACCCGUCCAUACCCAAUCAACCGUCGGAGGCCAGUGCACACUUCAUGUUUGAGCUGGCGAAAAAUGUGUUGAAUAAAGCUGGUGGCAACUCAUCCACCUCACUUUUCACACAGGCCACCACUAAUCAAAACCAUCAUGGACCACAUCGGGCGCUUCAUAUGUGCGCCUUCCAACUGGGCCUGUAUGCUCUAGGUUUGCAUAAUUGCGUCAGUCCCAAUUGGUUGUCGCGCACCUACUCCUCACAUGUCUCUUGGAUCCUCGGACAAGCCAUGGAGAUUGGUGCACCGGCCAUAAGCUUUCUAAUCGAUACAUGGGAGGCACAUUUGACACCACCGGAGGCCGCGGGUAUGGCUGACCGUGCAUCGCGCGGCUGGGACAGUAAUAUGGUGUAUCCUGCAGCUGAAUUGGCGCUAUCGGUGCUGCCCCAUGCGGCUGCGCUUAAUCCCAACGAGAUCCAACGCGCCAUACUGCAGUGUAAGGAACAGAGUGAUCUUAUGCUGGAGCGCGCCUGUCUCACAGUCGAGAAUGCGGCCAAGGGUGGUGGUGUUUAUCCUGAAGUAUUGUUUCAGGUGGCACGCUACUGGUACGAGCUCUACAUGCGGAAUACGCCUAACAGCGAGCACAGCGAUCAGCACGACGAACAACUGGACCACUCGGCGGUUAGCCUUAGCGCACUGAUCGAGUCCCAACAGCAGCACGAGCUGCAGCAGCAAUUAAGCAUGCCGGCGCCCAACAUGGGGCAUGGACCGCCCCUAGGUGCUGGCGGAGCGCAGCCGCCCGGGCAACCCGGCCAGGUGGUUGUUACUACCGCACCGCAGCCGUUUCAGCCUGGUGUGGCCACGCUGGCGCCUAUUGGUUUAACGCCCUAUCCGCCGUACAGCUUCUGCCAGGGCAUCUAUCAUCACAAUUUAAGCUACCCGCCCAAUCCAAUGCAGAUGUACAUUUCCGCAGGCCCACCGCCACCACAGGCCUAUCCAGGCUACCAACCGCCACCGCCCGCACCACAACAGCAGCCACAGCCGUUAGCACCGCCGGCGCCAGGCCAUCAGGGACCCCCACCACCGUUCCAGGCACCGCCACCUUUUCAGCAGUUGCCCCCGCAAGCCUAUCAGACAAUGCAGCCGGGCCCGCCAGCCUUUGUGCCCGCGCCACCGACCCAAGGGGGACCCCCGCAAAUGGGUCCACCAGCCCAACACAUGCAACAGGCAGUAACAGCGGCAGCCGGCUAUUAUGGUGCACCACCACCACCCCCGCCACACAAACAACAGACGGCGCCGUCUUCAAAUGGACCACCGACGGCGGCGGUGCAAAUGCGACAGCAUCCACACGCGCAUCAGCAUCCGCCUAGCGUCUACCCUUUCAUGCAACCGCCACCACCACCGACGCAUCAACAACAGCCACAAGCGCAACAACAACAACCGCCCUCGCAGUCACAACCACCGGUGCGACAACGCAAUCCGCAUCAGUUCACACCCACACAGCUGCGCUACCUACUGGCCGCCUACAAUGUGGGUAUGUUGGCGAUGGAGACAUUGGCGCGACGGGUUCACGAUGACAGACCGCAGGCCAAGUAUGCCCGGAACCCUCCAUAUGGAGAGGAUGUGAAAUGGCUGUUGCGGAUCAGCAAGAAGCUGGGCACCCAGUACCUGCAUCAGUUCUGCAUCUGUGCGGUCAACUCGAUUGUGAGUCCGUUCGUGUUGCACGACGUGGCCAUCGAGUCGGCCCACUAUCUGGGGCGCAACAAUCAUCAAAUGGUCAUGCAACACUUGCGCUCUGCCCUAACGCCGCUCGUGCAAAAGUGUCAGCAAAUGUACAUUCAGUGCAUCCAUCAGAAGCUGUACCAUUUGACGCAGGGCGACUAUGAGGAGUUCGCCAGCAUAGUGGUGGCCGCUCGCGCCGCCUUCCAAAUCACGCCCGAAGGAAGUGCACAGUUCAAGGAUUGGCUGCAGUCGAUCAAGCGUUCCAAAUCGUGUAAGAAGGAGCUCUGGACGCAGAUUAAUUCGGCGCUGCAAAGCAAUUCCAAAUGACAAAGACUUGACUCGUGCAACAUGAUGACAGCAGCAGGAGCGGCAGCGACGAC
Scaptodrosophila lebanonensis is the source of this 6357-nucleotide messenger RNA. It is a transcript of the gene Dora, whose product is annotated as zinc finger SWIM domain-containing protein 8. The transcript has 8 exons. Gene Ontology annotation, cellular component: Cul2-RING ubiquitin ligase complex. The record is from RefSeq and is a predicted model, not a curated record. Bases 14 to 6304 code for a protein of 2096 amino acids. Gene Ontology annotation, molecular function: zinc ion binding. NCBI's taxonomy places the organism in Eukaryota, Metazoa, Arthropoda, Insecta, Diptera, Drosophilidae.